AUAUGAUUACACACACUGACCACAAACUUGUUUUCAACUAGCUUUAAAAAGAAGACGUGACUACUGACUACUGACUACUUAAACACAACUACACAUGAACAAGGAACUAAAUAAUUUAAUGCUUAAUGUUUAAAGAGCAGAAAUGUCUGAAGAUAUUUAUAACAAUGUCAUUGGGACUGAGUUUGAGGGAAAGAACAAAGAUAGAGUGGAGAUGACCGUGGAUAUCUAUGAGAGUGUAGAUUGUGUGAGAGAUUGUGACUUCAAGAAAGAAACGAACACAACCCAACCACUUCAGCACACAGGAAGUGAUUCAGUGAAAACCAGAAUCUCCAGAGCAGCUGUAGUGUGUUUGGUGCUUCUGUGUGUUCUUCUGCUGACUGCAGUCAUAGUGCUGUGUGUCCACAUCCAUACAAAGAACACAAACUACACAGAAAAGAUACACCAGCUACUGACCAACAACACCAACCUCACAGAAGAAAGAGACCAGCUUAUAAUAAAGAACAGAAAUGUGUUGAAUCAACUUUCAAUUCCUGAUGGAUGGAUUUACUAUCAAUCCAGUUUUUACUACAUGUCCAAUGAGACAAGGAACUGGACUAAGAGCAGACAAGACUGUCAGAAGAGAGGAGCAGAUCUGAUCAUCAUAAACACCAGCGUGGAAAAUGAUUUUGUAAAGAAGAUUACUGAUAAAAGAGAAUUCUGGAUUGGUCUGACUGACAGUGAAGUGGAGGACACAUGGAAAUGGGUUGAUGGCAGCACACUGAAAGACAGGACCUCUGGCUUCUGGGCGUCAGGAGAGCCAAAUGGAAAAGAACAAGAGAACUGUGUUGUGACUUAUUUAACAAAGGAUCCUCAAUUAAAAGGGUGGCUUGAUGUUACAUGUAAUGCUGCUCAUCAGUGGAUCUGUGAGAAGAAUAUUUUACCUCUCAUAAAGCAAUAGGAACAUCAUAUUCAUUAUUAUU
Messenger RNA from Carassius auratus (goldfish), 959 nucleotides. Its product is annotated as C-type lectin domain family 4 member C-like. The coding region runs from base 143 to 937 and encodes 264 amino acids. NCBI's taxonomy places the organism in Eukaryota, Metazoa, Chordata, Actinopteri, Cypriniformes, Cyprinidae. The record is from RefSeq and is a predicted model, not a curated record. The transcript has 5 exons.